AUGACUGCUUCAACCCCCAAAUCCACUCCGGCUAAGCCGGCCAAGCUGUCCGCCAAUUCCCCCGACAGCAACAAGAAGGUCCCUGAAAAGGAUACCACUUGGUUCUUGAUUACCUGUAUCAUGCAGAGUGCAGUUGGCAAGCUUGAGAAGAUCGACUUCGAACAGGUGGCUCAAAAGCUGAACAUCACGAACAAAGUGGCUGCUCGCAUGCGCUACCACCGUCUACUCGCCUCUUACGGGCUCAACGGAUCUUUUGCUCCUACCCGGGCCGGUCAAGUUGUUGGCUCCCCAGCCGGAGAUAUGACUGCAGCUGAGCCAAGCACUCCUACUCCCAAGCGCAAGUCGACUAAGCGCAAGCGUUCGGACACCGAGACCCCAGAUCAGUCUGAGGUUGAUCCAACUGAGGUCUAA
Messenger RNA from Penicillium brasilianum, 411 nucleotides. NCBI's taxonomy places the organism in Eukaryota, Fungi, Ascomycota, Eurotiomycetes, Eurotiales, Aspergillaceae. The record is from the annotation of a GenBank genome assembly.